Diatraea saccharalis (sugarcane borer) is the source of this 800-nucleotide messenger RNA. The record is from the annotation of a GenBank genome assembly. Lineage: Eukaryota; Metazoa; Arthropoda; Insecta; Lepidoptera; Crambidae.
GAUUAGCGAGCGUAUAAAUACACACGGCAACGUUAUAAUUAUGAUAACGGUUUUUAGUAUAUUCGUCAUGGUCUUUGCGACAAUUGCAUCGGUGCAUGCAUAUCCAGAACCGGCCAAUAUGAGGGUUCCGUUUAAAUUCUACACCCGUGAGGAUUGGGGAGCAGCGCCGGGUAACGAUACUCAGCCACUGAAUACACCAGUGUCAUAUGUGGUGAUCCACCACACUUACAUGCCAGCAGCCUGUCAUACCGUCGAUGAAUGCUCGCAGAGCAUGCACUCCAUGCAAAAGUACCAUGGAGUCACACUGGAAUGGGGCGAUAUUGGCUACAAUUUCUGCAUUGGCAGUGAAGGUGGUGCUUACGAGGGUAGAGGUUGGAAGACAAAAGGCAUCCACGCAGGCCGAGCUAACGGAGUCAGCGUGGGUAUUUGCCUCAUCGGUGAUUGGAGAACUGAACUACCUCCGCCGAUACAAUUGGAAACAACCAAGGCACUGAUUGAAUAUGGCGUGAAGAAUUGUUUCGUAAAACCUGACUACAAAUUAGUUGGUCACAGGCAAGUUAUGACAACCGAAUGUCCCGGUGGAGCCCUUUACGAACAUAUCAAGACAUGGGAUCACUUCUCCCCAACAUUUGUAUUAUAAAGAUUGACUAAAUCUAGGCAUGACUCAUAAUAGGUAAUUAGAUAUAAGUCUUAUUUUGUGCAAUAAUAAAAUCUACUUCAGUACUCUUGCCAUAAUAAUAAAUAAAUUACCUACUUGCUUAAGAAUUAUUGUUUAAGUUAUAAUUAUGUAUUCGUAUAAC